AUGGCCCAGUAUAGUCCAGAUACAGGACUGCAGUUCCACCAAACGGCGGAAACCUUCGACCAUGAUGAAGAAAGGCCUCUGCAGCUCUUGUCUGCUAGCCAAACUGAGCAAGACAGGAGAAGAGCCGUGUUUUUGUCCGUGGUUGGAGGGAAGACUUUGGCCUUGCUAAAGGACUUGAUAUCCCCGGAACACCAAUUCAUUCAACCUGUACCUCCUGUUGAAAAAGAGCCAGGAAAGGAAACGCCUGCAGAGGCAGACCAAGACUUCCCCAAGAAACCAACGACUCCAACAAAAGCCGUCACUGAAUUCGACCCUGAUUUGUGGGAUAGAAGACAUAAAGUGCCUCGCACAACUACUGAGGUCAUCAUGUACGUGCCAGAGGAAACCACCACCACAUCAGUCUUAGGAUCCUGGUAUGAAGAAUAUGAUUAUGCCGAUUUGGCAGAAAAGAAGCUGGAGGAGGACGCUGAGAGGGCUCGUAAGGAAAAGGCAGAAAAAGCUGAACGGCUGAGGAAGAAGUGGGAGGAGGAGGAGGAGGAGAGGCUGAAGCAGAUGUCCGUCCACGUUGAGCCAAAAAAGUGCCCCCCCUUGGGCUUAGAAUCUCACCGGGUGGAGGACGACCAGCUGCUGGCCUCUUCUCAGUCUCAUCAUGGCUUUACUGCUCAGAGAGGACGGCUCAAUAUGCAGGGCUCGAGUGAUGAGGAUGAUGUAUAUGGGGGUGCAUGGUGUGCUGAGCCAGAAGAAAGAAACCACUGGUUUGAGGUUGAUGCUCGCAGAGAAGUGGAGUUCACUGGAGUCAUAACGCAGGGGAGGAACUCAGAGCUACAUGAGGAUUUUGUGUCCUCCUUUUUCGUGGCCUUCAGUAAUGACAGUCGUGACUGGACAACGCUUCACGAUGGCUACGCUGAAUGGAUGUUCUAUGGGAAUGUGGAUAAGGACACACCAGUGAUGGUGCAGUUUGAUGUGCCAGUAGUGGCACGGUACAUCCGUAUCCUUCCUCAGAGCUGGAAUGGCAGCCUGUGUCUCAGAGCGGAGAUCCUGGCAUGUCAGUUACCGAAAACGUACCCCAGUGAGAAUGAGGUCAACCCAUCAGAUGACCUGGACUUCAGACACCACAACUACAAAGAGAUGAGACAGAUGAUGAAGGUGAUAAAUGAAGAGUGUCCCAACAUCACCAGGAUCUACAACAUCGGCAAGAGCUCCCAGGGCCUGAAGAUGUAUGCCAUGGAAAUCUCUGACAACCCCGGGGAACAUGAGACAGGUGAGCCGGAAUUCCGCUACACUGCUGGUCUCCAUGGUAACGAGGCACUUGGUCGAGAGCUGCUCUUGCUGCUAAUGCAGUUUUUGUGUAAGGAGUACAAUGACGACAAUCCCAGGGUACGCCGACUAGUGGAAGGAGUGAGAAUACACCUGGUGCCCUCACUUAACCCUGACGCAUAUGAACUGGCUUUUGAGAUGGGCUCUGAGAUGGGGAACUGGGCACUGGGCCACUGGACUGGAGAGGGAUACGACAUUUUUCAAAAUUUCCCAGACCUCAGCAGCAUCCUAUGGGGCGCAGAAGACAGAGGAUGGGUCCCUCGCAUUGUACCCAAUAAUCAUAUCCCCAUUCCUGAAAAUUUUCUCAAUGGGUCUGUUGCUGUCGAAACAAAAGCCAUAAUUUCCUGGAUGGACCGCAACCCCUUUGUGUUGGGGGCUAAUUUGCAAGCAGGAGAGAAAGUAGUAGCAUACCCGUUCGACAUGCAGCGACCCCCCAAACUGGGUAAUGAUGGUCAGGGAUUGCGACAUGGCAGAAGGCCUGAUGUUGAGCGCGAAAUGAAUGAGGAGACAUGGGCUCGGAUUCAACGACAGAAUGAAGGAGCUCUAAGGGAGACAGCUGAUGAUACCAUGUUCAGGUGGCUGGCCAUGUCAUAUGCUCACAGCCAUCUCACAAUGACAGAGACCUACCGAGGUUCUUGCCAUACUGAUGACAUCACUGGGGGACAGGGCAUCAUCAACAGAGCCAGCUGGAAACCAGUGGUGGGCAGUAUGAAUGAUUUCAGCUACCUGCACACAAACUGCUUUGAGCUCUCCAUCUUCCUGGGCUGUGACAAGUUUCCCCAUGCAAGUGAACUGCCCCUGGAGUGGGAGAACAACCGUGAGGCUCUCUUGUCUUUCAUAGAGCAGGUGCAUCGUGGCAUUAAGGGUAUCGUGAGAGAUGUGGAGGGGAAUCCAUUACCAAACGCCACUAUUUCUGUGGAGGGGAUCAAACAUGGUGUCAGAACUGCGGUAGGUGGUGAUUAUUGGCGACUGCUGAACCCUGGAGAGUACAGGGUGACAGCUAGGGCUGACGGCCACACCCCCCAGACAAGGCUUUGUCUGGUGGGCUAUGACUCUGGAGCCACCCCGUGCAGCUUCACCUUAGCCAAGUCCAACUGGGACCGCAUCAAACAGAUCAUGGCACUCAAUGGCAAGAGGCCCAUAAAAGUUGUCACCAGAACCCCAGAGGGAGACAGCAGGGGCGGCUCCGGCAGUGCCGUGGCCCCUGCACAGGGCGUCGCUGGAGAGGCAUCGGUUCCCCCAAAGCCCCAGAAUGCCGAGCGUCUUAGGCGGCUACGCCUGAUGCGUUUACGCAAGCUGCGCCUUCAGAGGCUACGAGCCAACUUUACGACAACUCUUGCGACGACCACAACAACAGCAACAACUACAACAACAACUACUACUACUACUACUACUACUACAAAACCAGAAACUGAGAGUGCAACAUCCUGGUACGACUCCUGGUUUCCUGUGGACAGCUGGUCAACGGAGAGCCCGUUUAAAGGAGGCAUCUUCGAGUCAGUGCCCACGCAGGACUACCCCUUUGAAUACAAGAUUGAUGAUUACUAAAUUAUACCAUCCUUUUUCUUUUUUUUACACAACUGUAAGACCUUACUUGCAAAUUCGGGAUGGUGCAACAUUAUAGCUGUAAUACACACAAACGUAAAGGCUUUCAUUUUACUUAAAUGUCUCAUUUUUCAGCAAAGUCUGCAUCUUUAGGCAAGCUGUUGAGUGAACAUGAAUGUGAUUUUAAAUAUGUCUCCACAUUUUAUUUUUUGUUCUCUACUACCUACACAAAUGGUUGAUCUGGGAAAAAAAAGUGUCUGUUGAACAGAGAUGAUACAUGACAAUUAAUGCUAUCUGGAAACAGAGCAACCGAUAACGUUUCACAAAUAACUUUGAACUGUGAUUGCUGGCCUACAUUAAACUGGCAUGGUGUAUGUAGCGUUGCACGUGUUGUGAGUCAACUGAAGAUAUUUCAUAAAAGAUGUGUUAGCA
Messenger RNA from Lampris incognitus (smalleye Pacific opah), 3294 nucleotides. RefSeq names its product inactive carboxypeptidase-like protein X2. The record is from RefSeq and is a predicted model, not a curated record. NCBI's taxonomy places the organism in Eukaryota, Metazoa, Chordata, Actinopteri, Lampriformes, Lampridae. The transcript is spliced from 21 exons. The coding region runs from base 1 to 2865 and encodes 954 amino acids. Gene Ontology annotation, molecular function: metallocarboxypeptidase activity; RNA polymerase II transcription regulatory region sequence-specific DNA binding; zinc ion binding. Gene Ontology annotation, biological process: negative regulation of transcription by RNA polymerase II; proteolysis.